GGAGAUUGAAGAGUGCAGAGCUUUGCUGUUUGCUGUUUAAUUCCUAUAAUUCCACUUAUGUUACGAGUGUUGUGCGUCUAUUCAAAGCUCCGUUGAAGACUUAAUUGAAGGACAGCGAGAACAUGAGCGAUCCAGAACCCUGCAAAAUUAAAAAUGAAGACUCUGAACAACAAAUAGACCUAAUUGAAGAGAAUGAGGGGAAUAAAGAGGAGGAACAUUAUAUCAAAAUUGAGGAAAAAACUCAUUUACAGACUGAUGGUAUUUUGAAAAGGAGAGACAAGAAUCGCUUCACCUGCACUCAUUGUGGAAAGAGUUUUGGAAGUAAAGGCGAUCUUACGAUUCACAUCAGGAUCCACACUGAAGAGAAACCAUUCACAUGCACUCAGUGUGGGAAGAGUUUUAGCCAAUCAUCACACCUUAAUCAACACAUGAUGAUCCACACAGGAGAGAAACCAUUCACAUGCACUCAGUGUGGGAAAAGUUUCAUCCGCUCAUCAUCCCUUAAUCUACACAUGAUGAGCCACACUGGAGAGAAACCAUUCACAUGCAGUCAGUGUGGGAAGCGUUUCAGCCAAUCAUCACACCUUAAUAAACAUAUGAUGAUCCACACUAGAGAGAAACCUUUCACAUGCGCUCAGUGUGGGAAGAGUUUUAGCCAAUCAUCACGCCUUAAUGAACACAUGAUGAUCCACACAGGAGAGAAACCAUUCACAUGCUCUCAGUGUGGGAAGAGUUUCAUCCGCUCAUCAUCCCUUAAUCUACACAUGAUGAGCCACACUGGAGAGAAACCAUUCAAAUGCCUUCAGUGUGGGAAGAGUUUUUGCCAAUCAUCAAACCUUAAUCUGCACAUGAUGAGCCACACUGGAGAGAAACCAUUCAAAUGCCUUCAGUGUGGGAAGAGUUUUUGCCAAUCAUCAAACCUUAAUCUACACAUGAUGAUCCACACAGGAGAGAAACCUUUCAAAUGCACUCAGUGUGGGAAGAGUUUUAACUGCUUUUCGCACCUUAAUCAACACAUGAGGAUCCACACUGGAGAGAAACCUUUCAAAUGCACUCAGUGUGGGAAGAGUUUCAGACAGUCAACAAACUUUAAUCUACACAUGAGGAACCACACUGGAGAGAAACCAUUCACAUGCACUCAGUGUGGGAAGAGUUUCAGCCAAUCAGCAUCCCUUAAUCAACACCUGAGGAUCCACACUGGAGAGAAACCAUUCACUUGCACUCAGUGUGGGAAGAGGUUCAGCCAAUCAUCAUCCCUUAAUCUACACAUGAGGAUCCACACUGGAGAGAAACCAUUCACUUGCACUCAGUGUGGGAAGAGUUUCAGCCAAUCAUCAAACCUUAAUCUACACAUGAGGAUCCACACUGGAGAGAAACCAUUCACUUGCACUCAGUGUGGGAAGAGUUUCAGGCAAUCAUCAAACCUUAAGCUACACAUGAGGAUUCACACUGGAGAGAAACCAUUCACUUGCACUUGAGCCGCGGUCACACUGGACUUUUCUCCCCUUAGACUUCCAUUCAUACGCACGUUAAUGCGUCAGACCGGAAACGCAAGUUUGUGCGUCAAGUUUCGCAGUUCACUGCCUUGCAAAGAUCAAGCUUUGUGAAUUCUGACCUGCGAAAUCGCAUCACUUGACUGUGUGAGACCAAUCGAAGAUCAAAACAUGACCUCUCUGGACAGAAAUUUAAAAUAUGGACCAAUCGCUCACUUUUUUAAUGUCUAAUCAUCUUGUUUAAUCCCGCUCCUUUUCGCAGCGCCAUACAACAGAAUUUCGCAUGCUCAAACUCUAGUGUGACCGCAGCUUCGGUGUGGGAUGAGUUUCAACCGAUCAUCAAACCUUAAUGAACACAUGAAGAUCCACACUGGUGUGAAAGAGUAUAUGUGCUUGAGUGUGAGAAGACUUUUAUUACAGCUCCAAAAUUUAAACUGCACCAGACGAUUCACACUGAAGAGACCGUACAAGUGUUCACACUUUGACGAAGUUUAAUCGGUUAACACAUCUGAAAACACAAAAGAGGAUUCACACUGGAGAGAAACCGUACAGCUCUGAUCAGUGUGUCUACAGAAUUGGACAAAAAGUUGCACACAUGACAUGAAUACAGCAAAACAUUUUCCCACGUGCACAGGAUGUUUUAAUGUCUGAAUAAUGUUUUGAAAAGGCUGAGUGACGGCAUACUGUUUUUCCAACAUUCCUAUGCUGCAGUAGGAGGGGUUGUAAAUGUGUCGCUCUCCUCGCGUUUACUGUAAACACAAUGAUGGUGGCUGAGAGAAGAACAGUUUUAUAAACAUCUGGCAAACAGCACCUCUGCGGCUUAAAAUCUCUCUUUGCAAGUGAUUGUACAGGUGCGGAUACAUCUGUACUCCACUCUCCAGUGUAUUUGUGUAACUAGUGUUGUUUUGGAUGAUGUUCACUGUCUGAUUCCCUGAAUGAGAAACAUCAAUGGGAAGACGCCGCACAUCAAAGAAGGUGGAGCUCUAGGACAGUUAGUUUGCAGUAUACCAGGGCCUCAACUUUAGAAAGCCCAUUCAAUUGUCCUAUGUUGCAUCUUUUAUUAGUAAAGUUUCUUUACUUUUAGGUUCAAGAUUCUUUCUAGUUUACUUCAUUUACUUUAUUGAGUAGAAUACUUGAUGAAUAUUUGAUGAUUUAGGCAGAGCAACAGGUAUUAAGUUUUACAAUAUUAAUACACUGUGAUGAUCCCAAGACUCCAGAUUGGAGUAUGUGGUAAAUCCUGAUUGGAUGCCUGCAUUACUCAUCAAUGGGUAUAAAAAAAAGGAUGUUGUGCUAGCUACCCCAAGACGCUGUGGCUACUCAGGAGUCCUCAUGACAAGUCCUGCCAUCUUAUUGACUGUUUAACCUUAUGGUUUUGUUUUGCAUUACUUGUAUCAUGUAGUUAAAGUGUUGUUGUGAUUAUAUCCUGAGUUUUUUUAUCUUCAUUAUUAUCCCUAGACAUUUGUUGGUUGCUUUGAUUAAUUGUUUUAUAAGUUACA
Molecule: messenger RNA, 2989 nt
Organism: Danio aesculapii
Lineage: Eukaryota; Metazoa; Chordata; Actinopteri; Cypriniformes; Danionidae
Product: gastrula zinc finger protein XlCGF57.1-like
Exons: 3
Coding region: 123-1478 (451 amino acids)
Biological process (GO): regulation of transcription by RNA polymerase II
Cellular component (GO): transcription regulator complex; PcG protein complex
Molecular function (GO): DNA-binding transcription factor activity, RNA polymerase II-specific; RNA polymerase II cis-regulatory region sequence-specific DNA binding
Source: RefSeq, a predicted model, not a curated record